Messenger RNA from Brassica oleracea var. oleracea, 1172 nucleotides. Its product is annotated as probable protein phosphatase 2C 28. The transcript is spliced from 7 exons. Gene Ontology annotation, molecular function: protein serine/threonine phosphatase activity. Gene Ontology annotation, biological process: protein dephosphorylation. The coding region runs from base 110 to 1084 and encodes 324 amino acids. Gene Ontology annotation, cellular component: cytosol; nucleus. The record is from RefSeq and is a predicted model, not a curated record. Lineage: Eukaryota; Viridiplantae; Streptophyta; Magnoliopsida; Brassicales; Brassicaceae.
CAUCACCGCUCCAAAAAGCUUGCAGUGUUUACUAUUUAAAACAUCAACACUUCAGUAGCCUUCUUCACUCUUUGUCAUAGACACAGCAGAGCAAAGCUGAGAUCCAACAAUGAAGGAUACCACCAAGAACUCAACUUACAGUCCCGAGGAAAUACUUAUGCAUCCAGUCAAGAAGCGAAGAGCAGCAAGUGGAGAUCUCAGGAAUGCUGCGAAAGUACUCCAGAACCAGGAAGAAGAAGAUCACUUACGUGAAGAAGAAGAAGAAAUACCUCAUGAUGAUGGUAAUGAAGACGAUGAUGAGGAAGAAGAUGCAAAAUAUUGUAGACGUGGGUUUGGUCAUGGAUACCAUCUAGUAAAAGGCCAAAUGGGUCAUGGCAUGGAAGAUCACAUCGUGGCCGAUACAAAAACAGUCAAAGGCCACAAGCUUGGGUUAUACGCCAUAUUCGAUGGACACUCAGGCCGUAAUGUUGCAGAUUACUUGCAGAGCCAUCUUUUUGAUAACAUCUUGAGUCAGCCGGAUUUUUGGAAAAAACCUAAGAAGGCAAUCAAGAGAGCGUAUAAACUUACGGACGACUACAUUCUGAGUAGUGUGGUUGGUUCACGAGGUGGCUCCACGGCUGUGACGGCUAUAGUCGUUGACGGGAAGAAACUUGUGGUUGCAAACGUUGGAGAUUCAAGAGCAAUCUUGUGUCGUGAGAGUGAUGUUGUCAAACAACUUACGGUUGAUCAUGAACCUGAGAAAGAGAGAGACCUUGUAGAAAGGAAAGGUGGCUUCAUCUCCACAAAGCCAGGUAAUGUUCCAAGAGUCGAUGGACAACUAGCGAUGACACGUGCGUUUGGAGAUGGACGUCUUAAAGAACAUAUUAGUGUGAGGCCUGACAUAGAGAUUGUUCAGAUCCAUGGUGACACAAAGUUCUUGAUCUUGGCAAGCGAUGGACUCUGGAAGGUGAUGUCGAAUGAAGAGGCAUGGGAUGAGAUCAAAGAGGUUAGGAACGCAGAGAAAGCUGCGAAGGCAUUAGUCGAUGAAGCGUUGGCUAGAGGAAGUAAAGAUGAUAUCUCUUGUGUUGUUGUUUUCUUCAACUAGUUUAAAACCCACAGGGUCCAAAGUCUUCCGAGUUUAAGCAUAUGUUACUAUCAAGAACAAGCACUGUUUCCAUAUAUUAAAAAGUUUU